CAAACAUAUUGUAUAGGAAUUAAAUAUAUCUUAUUACCGUGUUCGUACGUGUUAGUCGCUUUAUCGACAUUAAAGUGUGAAGUACAGUACAUUCUUUGUCGUUCAUAAUUGCUAAGUCGUAACGAGCGACGAUCGUGGUGUUCUUCUUUGUAAAACUUUGUGAUUUUCUACAGAUCUAUUUUCAACGAAGCACUCAUGUAUUAUCAUAUCAACUCAUUGUGGCAUUCGAUAUACCAUUGGUGUGAGGGAGAUCCUAGAUUUUUAUACAUCAUCAUUCCCGUGUGUUUGAGAAUCUCGAUAUACUGGACUGUUUGUCUUCCCUUCACAUUGAUUGAUUUAACAGGAAAACCAGAAUUUUUACACAAAUAUAAAAUACAGAAACUCGACUUUAAAAAAUAUCCAAUACGUGUUGCAGAUGCAAUUGCAGUUAUAAGAAGAGUUCUUUUCAAUCAGACAUUUGUAGCCAUCCCGUGUGUCAUUCUUAUUUACCAUUUAUGGAAAUUUUGGGAAUUCCGUGGUCUGAAAUAUGAAGCUCCUUCCAUUUUCUUUAUAAUUAUUCACUUCUUCCUUCAUGCAAUCCUGUCAGAAAUAAUAGUUUACAUCGUUCAUAGGACUCUUCAUACUCGCGCUAUUUACAAGCAUAUUCACAAAACUCAUCACUUAUGGGAUGUACCAAUUGCUAUAACGGCUGUCUACGUGCAUCCAGUGGAACAUAUAUUUAUGAAUGUCAUACCCUUCUACAUACCUUCCUUUAUAUUUGGAGCUCAUCCGAUCAAUCUGUGGAUCUGGAUCGCCAUAGGAACUUCGUAUAACGUUUUAGAUCAUAUAGGUUAUCAUUUACCGUUUUUUCCACAUUCACCAGAGUAUCAUGAUUUUCAUCAUAAGAGGAUAUGGAAUAAUUUUGGAUCCGUAGGAUUUUUGGACAAAUUAUUUGGAACAGAUGACCUUUUCAAGAAAAGUAAAGAGUAUCAGAGACAUAUUAUUUUAUUGUCUUUUAAAUCAAUGAAAGAACUUAUUCCUGAUGACGAUUAAAUGUAUUACUUGAUAAAAUUUAUAUUAAACUAAAAAUAUACAUUUUGCAUGUUA
Molecule: messenger RNA, 1086 nt
Organism: Centruroides sculpturatus (bark scorpion)
Lineage: Eukaryota; Metazoa; Arthropoda; Arachnida; Scorpiones; Buthidae
Product: fatty acid hydroxylase domain-containing protein 2-like
Exons: 7
Coding region: 196-1032 (278 amino acids)
Biological process (GO): sterol biosynthetic process
Molecular function (GO): iron ion binding; C-4 methylsterol oxidase activity
Source: RefSeq, a predicted model, not a curated record